UGAUUCCUGAGAAUGCUCCUGAAGCAAGCAAAUGAAAGAGAAUCAUGGCAUUAUUGGUCAUACAAAUUACCUGUUUUGUGAUUAUUCUUGCUACCUCCCAGACUUGCCAGACCCCUGAUGACUUUGUGGCUGCCACUUCUCCAGGACAUGUCAUGAUUGGAGGUUUGUUUGCCAUUCAUGAAAAAAUGCUGUCCUCAGAAGAAUUUCCCAGAGAACCAGAAAUCCAGAAGUGUGUUGGCUUUGAAAUAUCAAUCUUUCUUCAAACUCUUGCAAUGAUACACAGCAUUGAGAUGAUCAAUAACUCAACAUUAUUAUCUGGUGUCAAACUGGGCUAUGAAAUCUAUGAUACUUGUACAGAAGUCACCAUGGCAAUGGCAGCCACGCUCAGGUUUCUUUCUAAACUCAACUGCUCCAGAGAAAUUGUGGAGUUCAAGUGUGACUCUUCCAGCUACAUGCCCAGGGUUAAGGCGGUCAUAGGCGCUGGCUACUCUGAAAUAAGCAUGGCUGUCUCCAGGCUGUUGAAUUUGCAGCUCAUGCCACAGGUGAGCUAUGAAUCAACUGCAGAAAUCCUAAGUGACAAAGUUCGCUUUCCUUCAUUUUUACGGACCGUUCCCAGUGACUUCUAUCAAACUAAAGCAAUAGCCCACCUGAUUCAGGAAUCUGGAUGGAACUGGGUUGGCAUGAUAACCACAGAUGAUGACUACGGACGUUUGGCUCUCAACAAUUUUGCAAUCCAGGCUGCUGCAAAUAAUGUGUGUAUAGCCUUCAAAGAGAUUUUCCCAGCAUUCCUUUCAGAUAAUACCAUUGAAGUCAGGAUCAAUCAGACACUUGAGAAAAUCAUUGCAGAAGCCCAAGUUAACGUUAUUGUGGUUUUUCUGAGACAAUUCCAUGUUUUCAAUCUCUUCAAUAAAGCCAUUGAAAAGAAUAUAAAUAAGAUCUGGAUUGCUAGUGAUAACUGGUCCACUGCCACCAAGAUUGCCACCAUUCCAAAUGUUAAAAGGAUGGGUAAAAUUGUGGGGUUUACCUUUAGAAGAGGGAAUAUGUCCUCUUUCCAUUCCUUUCUUCAAAAUCUGCAUAUGUUCCCCAAGGACAAAAACAAACCCUUAAAUGAAUACAUCAUGCUCUUGUCUGCCUGUGCACAUGCUGAGGACAGUGAUUUGAGUCAAUGUAUUUCCAACCAUUCUCUGGGGACUUUGGUCUACAAGACUAUUGAAAGGAAUUUCUCCCUGAGAAAUGACUUCCUGUGGGAUUACACUGAGCCAGGACUGGUUCACAGUAUCCAGCUUGCAGUGUUUGCCCUUGGUUAUGCCGUUCGGGAUCUGUGCCAAACUCGAGACUGUCAGAACUCCAACGCCUUUCAACCAUGGGAGUUGCUGGAUGUGCUGAAAAAUAUGACGUUUACUGAUGGAAAGAACUCAUUUCAUUUUGAUGCUAAUGGAGAUUUGAAUAUUGGAUAUGAUGUUUUGCUCUGGAAGGAGAUUAAUGACCACAUGACUAUCACUAAAAUGGCAGAAUAUGACCUGCAGAAUGAUGUCUUCAUCUUUACAAGCCAAGAAGCAAAAAAUGAGUUUAAGAAUCUUAAGAAAAUUCAGUCUAGAUGCUCCAAGGAAUGUAGUCCUGGACAAAUGAAGAAAAUUACAAGAAAUCAACAUAUUUGUUGCUAUGAAUGUGUGAAUUGUCCUGAGAAUCACUACACUAAUCAGACAGAUAUGGACCACUGCCUUUUAUGUAACAAUGAAACUCACUGGGCUCCUACAAGGAGCACCAAAUGCUAUGAAAAGGAAGUUGAGUAUCUCAACUGGAGUGACUCCCUGGCUAUCCUCCUCCUGGGCCUCUCCCUCCUGGGUAUCCUGUUUGUUCUGGCCAUCGGCAUAAUAUUUACAAGAAAUCUGAACACACCCAUUGUGAAAUCAUCCGGGGGAUUGACGGUCUGCUAUGUAAUUCUCCUAUGUCAUUUCCUUAACUUUGUCAGCACAGGAUUUUUCAUUGGAGAACCACAAAAUUUCACUUGUAAAACUAGACAAACACUGUUUGGCGUGAGCUUCACUCUCUGUAUCACCUGCAUUUUGAUGAAGUCUCUGAAAAUUUUGCUAGCCUUUAGCUUUGAUCCUAAAUUGCAGAAUUUCCUGAAGUGCCUCUACAAACCAGUCCCCAUUAUCUUCACUUGUACAGGUCUCCAGAUUGUCAUCUGCACACUCUGGUUAAUCUUUGCUGCCCCUGUAGUAGAAGAGAAUGUCUCCUUGCCCAGAGUCAUUAUCCUGGAAUGUGAGGAAGGAUCCAUAGUUGCAUUUGGCACCAUGCUGGGCUAUAUUGCUAUUCUGGCCUUCAUUUGCUUCAUAUUUGCUUUCAAAGGCAGGAAACUACCUGAGAAUUACAAUGAGGCCAAAUUCAUAACAUUUGGUAUGCUCAUUUACUUCAUCGCUUGGAUCACAUUCAUCCCGGUCUAUGCUAACACAUUUGGCAAAUAUCUUCCAGCAGUGGAGAUGAUCAUCAUUCUGAUAUCAAAUUAUGGGAUCAUGUGCUGCACAUUCUUCCCCAAAUGUUAUGUUAUUCUUUGGAAGCGAGAGACCAACACAAAAUCUGCCUUUCUCCAGAUGAUUUACACUUACUCUUCCCACAGUGCUGGCAGCAUUGCUAUGAGCCAUGCUUCUCUGGACUCCAACAAUAGCAGUAUCGCAAUGACCAUCCCCAGAACCGAUGGCAAAUCUGCAGCCUCACAGAAAAGCAAAGACCUUCAGGCAAAAGUGUUUACAGAUAUGAUCAGAGAAAAUAAUCCAAGAGCAUCUAAAACUUUGUAUCGAAAAAGAAUUUCAAGUAUAUGAAUGAGUCCCUUAUGAGCUGACA
Molecule: messenger RNA, 2844 nt
Organism: Chrysochloris asiatica (Cape golden mole)
Lineage: Eukaryota; Metazoa; Chordata; Mammalia; Afrosoricida; Chrysochloridae
Gene: GPRC6A
Product: G protein-coupled receptor, class C, group 6, member A
Exons: 6
Coding region: 45-2822 (925 amino acids)
Biological process (GO): G protein-coupled receptor signaling pathway
Cellular component (GO): membrane
Molecular function (GO): G protein-coupled receptor activity
Source: RefSeq, a predicted model, not a curated record